UUGAUUAAAAAAGUCUUCCCCACUUUCAGAAGAGUGUUGAGGUGAACAGGAAGGGAGGUAAUGGAGGCCUCCUUUUGUAACAGGAGCUGUUUUGUGUGUUGAUGCAGUUGUCUUGAGAGCUCGAAAACGGCAGCAGAUCCAGGAGGGCUUCCCUGGAGCCUGUCCGCUUGGUCGUCAAACUGCUGCCCAGAAGAAAGAUGUUUGGUUUUCACAAGCCAAAGAUGUACCGAAGUAUAGAGGGCUGCUGCAUUUGCAGAGCUAAGUCCUCCAGUUCUCGCUUCACUGACAGUAAACGUUACGAAAAGGACUUCCAGAGCUGUUUCGGGUUGCAUGAGACUCGUUCAGGAGACAUCUGCAACGCUUGUGUUCUGCUUGUGAAGAGAUGGAAGAAGCUGCCAGCAGGAUCCAAAAAAAACUGGAAUCAUGUGGUAGAUGCGAGGGCAGGACCCAGCCUGAAGACUACACUGAAACCAAAGAAAGUGAAAACCCUGGCUGGAAACAGGAUAAAAAGCAACCAGAUCAGCAAACUGCAGAAGGAGUUUAAACGUCACAAUUCUGAUGCUCACAGUACCACCUCAAGUGCCUCCCCAGCUCAGUCUCCUUGCUACAGUAACCAGUCUGAUGAUGGCUCAGAUACAGAGAUGGCUUCUGGCUCUAACAGAACACCGGUGUUUUCCUUUCUAGAUCUCACAUAUUGGAAAAGACAGAAGAUAUGUUGUGGGAUUAUCUAUAAAGGCCGUUUUGGGGAAGUCCUCAUCGACACGCACCUCUUCAAGCCGUGCUGCAGCAAUAAGAAGGCGGCUGUGGAGAAGCCAGAGGAGCAGGGCCCGGCACCACUGCCCAUCUCCACUCAGGAGUGGUGACCGAGGUUCACGUAGAAGGGGAACAGAAAUGAUUCAAAAGACCACAAAGCAACAAACUGAUGUCCUGUUUUUAACUCGGAUACCUGCUAUUCUGCCAAAAGACAUUUUCUAGGAUAGUUUUGAAUGGGUUAUUUCCCCCGGUCCCACCAAACUCUGAAGCCAGUGUCUAGCUUACUAAAAGAAAAGUGUACAUAAUAUUUAAGAUGCUGAGUAUUUCAUAGGAAAGCUGAAUGCUGCUGUAAAGUGCUCUUUAAGUCUUUUUUUAAAUCCCCUUCUAAUGAAUGAAAUAGGGGAAUUUCAGGGGACAGAGAUGGGAUUUGUUGUAUGAUAAACUCUAUGUAGUGUUAGUCUUUCUAUAUUGAGAAGCAGUGGUUGGGGCAUUUUUAAGAUGGCUGGCUACACUUGUUUCCCUCAUGAUCAAUUUGUCAUAACUAGCUAACAGGACUUGCCCCUAGAGGUAGUUGAUAA
Messenger RNA from Fukomys damarensis (Damara mole-rat), 1331 nucleotides. RefSeq names its product SIN3-HDAC complex associated factor (gene Sinhcaf). Gene Ontology annotation, biological process: negative regulation of cell migration. Bases 198 to 863 code for a protein of 221 amino acids. The transcript is spliced from 6 exons. NCBI's taxonomy places the organism in Eukaryota, Metazoa, Chordata, Mammalia, Rodentia, Bathyergidae. The record is from RefSeq and is a predicted model, not a curated record.